AUGUCAUAUCGAAUGCCCGAUCGCACGGGUUCGAAGCGAAGUCGGUCUCGAUCGCCCUCCUCUCGCCAUUCCCAAAAAGCCCCGCGCAGAUAUGACGAAACGGAUCGGUAUCGCGAUAGAAGAGACGGAGAUGAACGGUCGUCACAAGGCCGACCUCGGAACAUGAGGGACCAGGUCCGGCUCAAUCAGCUUCAGGAAGACGAGCAAGUGCGUGAAUGGGUGGCGCAAGAGGACAUUUUCGUUCUCAAGCAGGCAAAGAAGAAGGCAGAGAUCAGAGUGAAGGAAGGUCGAGCAAAGCCCAUUGACUGGCUCACUGUCACACUACGGGUGAUUGAUCCAACGAGGAAUCCCUUGGACGAUGAAAUUGCGGACUCGGAGCUCGACGUAGUAGAUCCGGAUGGUGUAUUUGAGGGACUAUCCCAGGACCAGCUACUCGAUUUGGAAAAGGAUAUCGACACUUUCUUGAGUCUUGAGAAGAACUCGCAAAAUAGGGAUUUCUGGAAGACCAUGAAAGUGAUUUGUCGAGACCGUCAGAAGACCACCGCCCCCGAAGGACGUGCGCUUAGCUCUGUGGCCGCAGAUAUAAACAGAUUGUUGAGCCCUAAGUCUUACGAACAGCUACAAACACUCGAAAUACAGGUCAGGAAAAAGCUGGACUCAAACGAGCCCAUCGAUACCGACUACUGGGAGGAGCUUCUGCGCAGCCUUACUGUCUGGAAGGCUCGGGCGAAGCUGAAGAAGGUUUACCAAGCUGUUAUAGACGAGAGAGUUCGAGGAUUGCGGAAACAGCAGUCUGAAGAAGCUGCAUCUGUGCAGGCGAAGCUGGCCCCUCUGGCGCCAAUUAUCCAAGCAGCCUCAGAUGCGGUCGAUAGCGGAGAAUUUCGUGAACUCGACCCUGACCCAUUGCUUCAGAUCCGACCAGAAGAUAAGGUCUUGGAGAUAGUGGACGAAGAUGCAUUCCUUAACCAAGUGGCCCGCGACCGACAGAAGAUUUUGAAGAUGGGCUAUGUUCCUCUCCGUCAACGGCAGGCAGAAAAGCCAUCGGUGCUUCCCAUCAAUCAAGCAACGACCGCUCCAAUCGCCACAGCCUCGACGCGAUUUUCCUCGAUUCCCAACGAAGACUUCUCGCAGGCAACCAAGGCGCUCUAUGAGCGAGAGUUGGCCAAGGGAGUCAGUGAAAACGAGGAGAUCUUUACCGGCGAGGAAGCUGUAAGCACAACUUCCCAGCCAGGAUGGGCGAGCAAACACCGGCCCCGCAAACCACGCUACUUUAACCGUGUUCAAAUGGGUUAUGAGUGGAACAAAUACAAUCAGACUCACUAUGACCAUGAUAAUCCGCCACCCAAAGUCGUGCAAGGGUACAAGUUCAAUAUCUUCUACCCUGAUUUGAUCGACAAGACAAAAGCACCGACCUACCGCAUUGAACGAGAGCAUGGACGAAAGCGGGGACAAUCCUUUGCAGCGGCUGGGGAGGAGGAUACAUGUUUGAUUCGCUUUAUGGCCGGUCCACCGUACGAGGACAUUGCCUUUCGGAUCGUCGACAAGGAAUGGGAUUACAGUGCGAAGAGAGAAAGAGGGUUUAAGAGCACAUUCGACAAGGGAAUAUUGCAACUACACUUCCAAUUCAAACGAAUCUACUACCGGAAGUAA
Aspergillus luchuensis is the source of this 1650-nucleotide messenger RNA. RefSeq names its product splicing factor cactin. Gene Ontology annotation, cellular component: cytoplasm; spliceosomal complex. NCBI's taxonomy places the organism in Eukaryota, Fungi, Ascomycota, Eurotiomycetes, Eurotiales, Aspergillaceae. Gene Ontology annotation, molecular function: protein binding. Bases 1 to 1650 code for a protein of 549 amino acids. The transcript has 5 exons. The record is from RefSeq and is a predicted model, not a curated record. Gene Ontology annotation, biological process: mRNA cis splicing, via spliceosome.